This is a messenger RNA of Salvelinus sp. IW2-2015, 14866 nucleotides long. The record is from RefSeq and is a predicted model, not a curated record. NCBI's taxonomy places the organism in Eukaryota, Metazoa, Chordata, Actinopteri, Salmoniformes, Salmonidae.
CAGAAGGCUAACAUAGGAAGCGCCGUUAUCGCGAGAUUCAAACUCAACCCAGCUCGCUGGACGCUAGUGCAAGAUGGAGAAAUGAAAUUUACACGCAUCUCGAUUGUUUUAGGAGACCACACAAAACUAUGCUGAGGAGGAGGAAAUGGAGCUAGUGAACCGAAGAAGUUUCUGGUAUUGUGAAUGAAACAUGAUGUUAAGUGGGUCUUGUCAAAUUACUUACUGAGCAUCAGCUAGAAACUAGCGACAAUGAAGGUCGACAGAAGCAAGUUAAAGAAAACCCCAACAGAAGCUCCUGCGGACUGCAGGACGCUCAUAGAGAAGCUCAAGGGAUGCAGCGACGAGCAACUACUGCUGGAGCUGCAGCACAUCAAGACCUGGAAUAUUGGCAAGUGUGAGCUUUACCACUGGGUUGACCUGCUGGACCGUUUCGAUGGGAUCCUGUGUGAUGCGGGCCAGACGGUGGAGAACAUGUCGUGGUUGCUGGUCUGUGACCGGCCGGACAACGGGCAGCUCAAAGCCUUACUGCUGGCCGUGCUCAACUUCACAGCCCUGCUCAUUGAGUACAGCUUCUCCAGGCACCUCUACAGCUCCAUAGAGCACUUGACCACCCUGUUAGCAUCGUGUGACAUGCAGGUUGUUCUGUCUGUGCUGAACCUCCUCUACGUGUUCAGUAAACGCUCCAACUACAUCACCAGACUGGGCUCUGACAAGAGGACCCCUCUGCUGGCACGCCUACAACAUCUGGCUGAGAGCUGGGGAGGAAAGGAGAAUGGCUUCGGCCUGGCAGAGUGCUGCAGGGACCUGGCUAUGACGAAGUACCCUCCCAGUGCCACCACACUGCACUUUGAGUUCUAUGCUGAACCUGGCCCCGAGGUCAAAGUGGAGAGGAAGACCAGUAGUAACACACUACACUACAUUCACAUUGAACAGCUCGACAAGAUCUCUGAGAGUCCCAGUGAGAUCAUGGAGUCUCUGACGGUGAUGUACAACAUCCCUAAAGACAAGCAGACCCUGCUGUUCACGCACAUCAGACUGGCCCACGGCUUCUCCAACCACAAGAAGAGACUACAAGCUGUACAAGCCAGGCUCCACGCCAUCUCUAUCCUGGUGUACUCCAAUGCACUCCAGGAGUCUGCCAACAGUAUUCUCUACAACGGCUUGAUAGAGGAGCUGGUGGACGUGCUACAGAUUACAGAUAAACAGCUCGUGGACAUAAAGGCAGCGUCUUUACGCACCUUAACGUCCAUUGUGCACCUUGAGAGGACACCCAAGCUGUCCAACAUCAUCGACUGCACCGGCACAGCCUCCUACCACGGCUUCCUGCCUGUACUGGUGCGCAACUGCAUACAGGCCAUGAUCGACCCUCUGAUGGAGCCGUACCCGCACCAGUUUGCCACGGCGCUGUUCUCCUUCCUCUACCACCUGGCUAGUUACGACGCUGGGGGGGAGGCCCUGGUCUCCUGUGGGAUGAUGGAAGCCCUGCUCAAGGUGAUCAAGUUCCUGGGGGACGAGCAGGACCAGAUCACGUUCGUGACGCGUGCGGUCCGAGUGGUGGACCUCAUCACCAAUCUGGACAUGGCAGCCUUCCAGUCACACACUGGCCUUACCAUCUUCAUCAGCAGGCUGGAGCAUGAGGUGGACCUGUCUAGGAAAGAAUGUCCUUUUGUCAUCAAGCCAAAGAUCCAGAGACCCAACUCCACCGUAGAAUCUGAGGACAUGGACACGGACAUGGACGGCCAGUCAGAAAGCAUGUCAGAAGAGAGGAUGGAGAGCAGCCCUGGUCCCUCAACUUCCUCUGGCUCCAGACCUGAGACCGAUCCCAGAGGACUUAGCAACACUUCCAGCACGCCCCGUACAGGCGUCCAGUGUAUUCCCCAGAGGGCCGCUCUGUUGAAGUCAAUGUUAAACUUUUUAAAGAAAGCCAUCCAGGACCCUGCCUUCUCUGAUGGCAUCCGCCACGUCAUGGACGGGUCCUUGCCUACCUCACUCAAGCACAUCAUCAGUAAUGCCGAAUACUAUGGACCUUCUCUCUUCCUACUGGCAACGGAGGUGGUGACAGUGUUUGUGUUCCAGGAGCCGUCUCUGCUCUCCUCCCUGCAGGAUAACGGUCUGACUGAUGUCAUGCUGCAUGCCCUGCUCAUUAAAGACGUCCCGGCCACCCGGGAGGUGCUUGGUUCUCUCCCUAACGUGUUCAGUGCCCUGUGCCUGAACGCGCGAGGCCUGCACUCCUUCGUCCAAUGCCAGCCUUUUGAGCGCCUCUUCAAGGUGCUUCUGUCACCUGACUACCUGCCUGCCAUGAGACGACGCCGCAGCUCUGACCCUCUGGGAGACACGGCAUCCAACCUGGGCAGUGCUGUGGACGAACUGAUGAGACAUCAACCCACUCUGAAGACUGACGCAACUACUGCCAUCAUCAAGUUACUGGAGGAGAUCUGUAACCUGGGCCGAGCCCCGGAGUACAUCUGUCAGAAGCCCUCUAUCCAGAAGACUGAUGGCACCGUGACCGCGCCCCCGGCACGCUCUUCCCACGCCGCCGAGGAGGCCUCCAGCGAAGACGAGGAGGAGGAGGAGGCGCUCCAUACCUUCACCCAGCAGCAGGGGGAGCCAGAGAGCAACAGACAGGUUGUUGGCACCGAAGAGAGGAUACCCAUUCCUCUGAUGGAUUACAUUCUCAAUGUGAUGAAGUUUGUGGAGUCCAUCCUGAGUAACAACACGACCGACGACCACUGUCAGGAGUUUGUCAACCAGAAGGGUCUUCUGCCCCUGGUCUCGAUCCUGGGUCUACCCAACCUGCCCAUUGACUUCCCCACAUCAGCUGCCUGUCAGGCUGUAGCCGGGGUCUGCAAGUCCAUACUGACCCUGUCCCAUGAGCCCAAGGUGCUCCAGGAAGGGCUGUGUCAGCUGGACAGCAUCCUGUCGGCCCUCGAGCCGCUCCACCGCCCCAUCGAGGUCCCCGGGGGCUCGGUGCUCCUCCGAGAGCUUGCCACCGCCGGUCACGUGACCGACGCCACGCUGUCGGCCCGCGCCACGCCCCUGCUACACGCGCUCACCGCCGCACACGCCUAUAUCCUGAUGUUCGUGCACACCUGCAGGGUAGGACAGAGUGAGAUCAGGGCCAUCAGUGUGAACCAAUGGGGCUCCCAGCUAGGUCUGAGUGUUCUCAAUAAGCUGAGCCAGCUCUACUGCUCUCUGGUCUGGGAGAGCACUGUGCUGCUGUCACUCUGCACACCCAACAGUCUCCCCCCAGGCUGUGAGUUUGGCCAGGCUGACAUGCAGAAGCUUGUUCCCAAAGAGGACAAGCCAUCUGGCAGCACCACAGCCACAGCCACCGCCUCAGGAUCCAGGAGAGCUGCUGAGUCUGACACUGUUGCUUUGGACCCCUCUGCCACCGGUCUCCUGGAGGGGAUGGGGUUGGACGGGGACACGCUAGCCCCCAUGGAGACUGACGAGCCGACCGCCGGCACCGCUGACCCCAAGACCAAGUCUAAACUGACCCCCGCCAUGGCCACACGCAUCAAGCAGAUCAAACCACUGCUCUCCGCAUCGUCUCGCCUGGGCCGGGCUCUGGCUGAACUCUUUGGUUUGCUGGUGAAGCUGUGUGUGGGCUCUCCAGUCCGCCAGCGCCGCUCUCACCACGCCACCAGCACUGGCACUGCCCCCACCCCCGCCGCCAGGGCCACCGCCUCCUCCCUCACCAAGCUGCUUACCAAGGGCCUCAGCUGGCAGCCCCCACCCUACACCCCCACCCCUCGCUUCAGGCUGACGUUCUUCAUCUGCUCGGUGGGCUUCACGUCCCCCAUGCUGUUCGAUGAGAGGAAGUACCCCUACCACCUCAUGCUGCAGAAGUUCUUCUGCUCCGGAGGACAUGACGCGCUCUUCCAGACAUUUAACUGGGCUCUUACUAUGGGUGGUAAGGUGCCUGUCUCUGAGGGCUUGGAGCACACUGAGCUUCCUGAUGGGACAGGGGAAUUCCUGGAUGCCUGGCUGAUGCUGGUGGAGAAGAUGGUGAAUCCCAGUACCGUGCUGGACUCACCCCACAGCCUGCCCGUCAAGGUCCCUGGGGUUACCCCCACCACCCCCCAAUUCAGCGCCCUGCGAUUCCUCAUCGUCACUCAGAAGGCGGCGUUUAACUGCAUCCGAAGCCUGUGGAACAGGAAACCCCUCAAAGUGUACGGGGGCCGCAUGGCUGAGUCCAUGUUGGCUAUACUCUGUCACAUCCUUCGUGGUGAACCAGUCAUCCAGGAGCGGCUGGCCAAGGAGAGGGAGGGCACGGCGCGGCCAGAGGAGGAGGGGGGCCCAGGGGCCACCACGGUGCCUGUAGGCCCCAGCUCUGGAGCUGGAGGUGGAGGUGGAGCUGUAGGGGCCCCUGGAGCAGCAGUGACUGCAGCAGAGGUGCCAGCAGGUUCCGGGUCAGGACCGGCUACCGGAGGCAGUACAGCACCACCUGCACCAGGUGAAGCAGCAGAGGACUCUAGUAACUCUACACCCAGGAGAGAACCACAGGUUAACCAGGUUCCGCUACAGCAGAGUCAGGGAGGAGGCAGGGAGAGGCAGCCAAACGUCAACCAGCAGCAGCUACAGCAGCUGAUGGACAUGGGUUUCUCCAGAGAGCAUGCCAUGGAGGCCCUGGUGAACACCAGCACCAUGGAGCAGGCCACAGAGUACCUGCUCACACACCCUCCUCCUCUACUCAGCGGAGCCGUCAGGGACAUGACCAUGUCAGAAGAAGACCAGAUGAUGAGAGCCAUCGCCAUGUCUCUGGGACAAGAGGUCAGCAUGGAGCAGCGCUCUGAUUCGCCCGAGGAGGCAGCGCGUCGUCGUGAGGAGGACGACAGGAGAGCCAGGGAGCGUACGGAGGAGGAGGAGGCUCGCUGCCUGGAGAGGUUCCUGGAGGCCGAGCCCCUGGACAUUACGGAGCUCCACGCCUUCACUGACUCCAUGCUCCCCGGCUGCUUCCACCUGCUGGACGAGCUGCCAGACACAGUCUACCGCCUCUGUGACUUGCUCAUGACCGCCAUCAAGAGGAGCGGCCCCGAGUACAGGGACCUCAUCCUACGACAGGUCGUCAACCAGGUGUGGGAGGCAGCAGACGUGCUGAUCAAGGCAGCAGUACCCCUGACCACCAGCGACACCAAAACAGUGUCCGAGUGGACCAGACAGAUGGCUACCCUGCCCCAAGCCUCCAACCUGGCAACACGCAUCCUGCUGCUCACACUGCUCUUUGAGGAGUUGAAGCUGUCGUGUGCCAGGGUGGUGGAGAACAGUGGGAUCCUCAAUGUGCUCAUCAAGCUGCUGGAGGUGGUGCAGCCCUGUCUGCAGGCUGCCAAGGAGCAGAAGGACAUCCAGACACCCAAGUGGAUCACUCCUGUGUUGCUGAUCAUUGACUUCUACGAGAAAAUGGCGGUCUCAUCCAAACGCAGAUCGCAGAUGAACAAGUACCUGCAGCCCAAUGGUAAUAACUGGCGUUGGUUUGAUGACCGUUCCGGCCGCUGGUGCAGCUACUCUGCCUCUAACAACAGCACUAUAGACUCAGCCUGGAGGGCCGGAGAAAGCAGCGUCCGAUUCACCGCGGGACGCAGGCGAUACACCGUACAGUUCAACACCAUGGUCCAGGUGAAUGAGGAGACGGGUAACCGUCGUCCGGUGAUGCUCACGGUCCAGAGAGUGCCUCGCGUUCCUAAACCGGCUAAGACGGGCAGCAUGACGGACUCUGAGAGAGAGGAGGGAGACAGGGGCAAGGCAGAGGAGACCCAGACAGACCCAGACUCUGCCCCAGUAGUCGUGGAGAUGAGUGCUCCUAAAGAGGACAACGCUACCCCCCAACUAAAAGAGUCCUCCCCCGGUCCCUCUGCUCCCCCCGCCCCCCCUCCCACAGCCCCCCUGGACCCCACAUCGGAACGCACCGGGACAGGAGGAGCCAUCGUGGUGCAGGGCCUGACGGAGGAUAUGACCACAGUGCUCAUCAGAGCCUGUGUCUCCAUGAUCAGUGUCCCUGUGGACCCAGACACCCUCCACGCCACACUAAGGCUAUGCCUGCGCCUGACGAGGACCCACCAUUACGCCAUGAUGUUUGCUGAGCUGAAGAGUACCAGGAUGAUCCUGGGGCUGACGCAGGGGUCAGGGUUCAAUGGCUUCACGCCCCUCGUCACCCUGCUGUUCAGACACAUCAUCGAGGACCCCGCCACGCUACGACACACCAUGGAGAAGGUGGUACGGUCAGCAGUGACCAGCGGGGCGGGCAGCACCACGUCAGGAGUGGUAUCAGGCUCCCUGGGCUCCAGAGAGAUCAACUAUAUUCUGCGUGUUCUGGGCCCUGCCGCCUGCCGGAACCCGGACUGCUUUGCUGACACAGCCAACAGCUGCGUCCGCAUCGCCCUGCCCGCACCUCGCGGAGCUGGUACGGCCUCAGAUGAUGAGUUUGAGAAUCUGCGUAUCAAGGGGCCCAACGCGGUGCAGCUGGUGAAGACCACCCCCCUCAAAAUGUCUCCGCUGCCCCCCAUCCCUGACACCAUCAAAGAGGUCAUCUAUGACAUGCUAAAUGCCCUGGCCGCCUACCACGCCCCUGAAGAGGCGGAGCGUCCAGAGGAGCGUGCGGUGGCGGUGCCCGGGGGGCAGGACCUGUGUCAGAUCCUCCAGGAUGUAGGCGAUGACGUUUACCAGCAGUACAGACUCACCAGGCAGGGCAGUGACUUCGACUCGCAGUCCGCUUUCCAUAUCAACCCCCAGGUGUUUUCUGCAGAUGGAGCGGUAGCUGACUCCUCUCAGUCUGGAACACCCCAGGGAGAAGCCUCUACUCCAGAGGAGAUGCGUGAGGAGAAGAAGGAGGUGGAGGGGGAGAAGGGAGCCAGCUCAGAGGAGGGUAAGGGGGCCAAGGCUAAGGCCUCCAAGCCCCUGAUGCCCACCUCCACCAUCCUGCGUCUCCUGGCAGAGCUGGUCAGGUCCUACGUGGGCAUCGCCACCCUCAUAGCAUCCUACUGCUACACGGCCGGACAGUCUGAGCUCAUCAAGGAGGACUGCAGUGUAUUAGCCUUCGUGCUAGACCACCUGUUGCCCCACACCCAGAGCUCUGAGGACAAGGACACCCCGGCCCUGGCACGCCUCUUCCUGGCCAGCCUGGCAGCUGCUGGCACAGGCACCGAUGCACAGGUGGCCCUGGUCAAUGAGGUGAAGGCCGCACUCAGCCGGGCGCUGGCCAUGGCAGAGGGCACGGAGAAACACGCCAGGCUACAGGCGGUGAUGUGCAUCAUCAGCACCAUCAUGGAGUCGUGUCCGUCCACCUCUAGCUUCUACAGCACGUCAGCAGCCAAGACGCAGCACAACGGCAUGAACAACAUCAUACGCCUCUUCCUCAAGAAAGGACUGGUCAACGACCUGGCUAGAGUACCGCACAGCCUCGACCUGUCCAGUCCCAACAUGGCAAACACAGUGAAUGCAGCUCUGAAGCCCUUAGAGACUCUGUCCCGCAUCGUCAACCAGCCCAGCAGCCUGUUUGGAGGGAAGGGGGGAUCCAGCAAGAACAAGGCUGAGCACGACACUGUGGGAGCCGCCAGGGACUCCAAUAGCAACACACAAGGUGACUCUGGGGAAGCUGAGGGGACUCUGGUGGAGGGCAGUCACAGGGUCCAGGGGACAGACAGUGACCUGAUGGACGGAGAGACGGAGGGAGACACAGCGGUCAUCGCUGGACAGCCGGAGGUGCUCAGCACAACGGCCAUGCAGGUGGAGAACGAGCUGGUGGAUCUGAUAGACGAACUGUUGGAGAGAGACGCUGGCGCCGUCAAUAGCUCCAUUAUCGUGGGACGUGGCAGUGGUGAGGAUGAAUCACAAGAGGACGUGUUGAUGGAUGAGGCACCCUCCAAUAUCAGUCAGGCUUCUACUCUACAGGCCAACCGAGAAGACUCUAUGAACAUCCUGGAGCCUGAGGAUGAGGAGCACACGCAGGAGGAGGACUCCAGUGGCAGCAACGAUGAAGAAGACAGCCAGGAUGAAGAGGAGGAGGAAGAAGAGGAAGAGGAGGAGGAUCAGGAUGAUGAAGAAGGAGAUGAGGAUGAUGACGAUGAAGGUUCGGAGAUGGAACUGGAUGAAGAUUUCCCAGACAUUAACGCUGCGCCACACAUCCGCUUCGAGAGGUUUGACCGCGACGAUGACCUCAUCAUAGAGUUUGACAACAUGUUCUCCACCACCGCUGACAUCCCUCCCUCCCCAGGCAACAUCCCCAGCUCUCACCCCCUGAUGGUGCGUCACGCCGACCACGGCUCCUUAACGCUGGGCGGAGCUGGCACCAACAACCGCCUGGCGCAGGGCAUGGGUCGUAGCCAGAGAACGCUACGCCAGCUCACCGCCAACACGGGCCACACGAUACACGUCCACUACCCCGGGAACAGACAGCCCAACCCCCCACUCAUCCUGCAGAGACUGCUAGGUCCCAGUGCUGCAGCAGACAUCCUGCAGCUGUCCAGCUCUCUGCCCCUUCAGUCCCGCGGCCGCGCACGUCUCCUGGUGGGCAACGAGGACGUGCACAUCAUCGCCCGCUCCGACGACGAGCUGCUCGACGACUUCUUCCACGAGCAGAGCAGCACCGGAGGACAAGCAGGCACUCUGUCCAGUAUCCCCACUGCCUUAACCCGAUGGACUGAUGAGUGUAAAGUACUGGACGCUGAGAGCAUGCACGACUGUGUAGCAGUGGUGAAGGUUCCUAUCCUGCAACACUUGGAGACCCUGAGAGACGAGGAGCUGGAGGAGAGGAGGGAGAAGAAAAGACGCCAGCUGGCGGAGGAGGAGGAGGCUAAGCAGAACGACAGAAGGACAGGAGGAGAGGAGGCCAGGGAGCAGAGUCUACAGGGCUCGGGACUGGGGACGGUCAACGGUGCGGCUGGAGAGACCACUGCUGAAGGUGAGGCCCAGGGUAGUGGUGUGUCGUGUCUGGACCCCCCUCGGGUCUCGGAUGGUUUCCUCACCGCUCCCCCCUCAGGAGAGGUCACCCCCACAACCCCCGCCCCCCACGAACAGGCCCUGGUUUCCCUGGAGACUGCCAUCAGCCAGCAGGUCCACCAGCCAAUCGCAGACCUGCUCCUGGCCGAGUCGCAUGCCAAUUCGCUGGCUGUCCUGGCAGGGGCCGGUCUUCCUGCCCUUGCAGCGGCAUCCGAUAGGCCGACCUGCGAAGUGGAGGCGUCACAGAUGGAAAUGUCCCCGGUGCCCACUAUUGCCUCCCUGAGUCCAGACAUCGUGGAGACCGCUGAGCCUGCAGCGGUGGGCGUGUCACUACUGGAAGGGUCUCCCAUGGAUACCAGUAGCCCCGCAUCUGCCACGCAGGAAGAGCUCGUCCCCAACCCCACCCAGGCUGUCCAUCUGCCACAGGAGCUGUCAGGGAGUGGAGAUGGCGGACUGACGGCCAGGCAGACAGACGGGGAGUCAGGCUCCACCUCUGUCUCCUCCCCUGGAGAGACCAUGCCCCGGAGUGACAGCGCAGACAGCCAAUCCCAGGCCAUCCAGGAAGAGCUCUUCCCAUCCACCAGCAAUGAGGAUGAGGACCCACUGGCAGGCAUCAGUCUACCAGAGGGUGUAGACCCAUCCUUCCUGGCAGCUCUUCCAGAGGACAUCCGUCGUGAGGUGCUCCAGAACCAGCUGGGUAUCCGACCCCCAGCACGCCCCCCUGCCGCGGCCACCCUCCCCUCCACCACUGCCCCCGUACUGGGAGGAGGACCAGGGGUCACAGAGGUCAGCCCUGAGUUCCUGGCUGCCCUGCCACCCGCCAUACAGGAGGAGGUCCUGGCCCAACAACGUGCUGAACAGCAGCGUAGAGAGCUGUCCCAGCAGCCCACGCAGGGCGACACUCCCCUGGACCCCGUCACCUUCAUCCAGACCCUCCCCUCGGAGCUGCGUCGCUCCGUCCUAGAAGACAUGGAGGACAGCGUGCUGGCCGUCAUGCCCCCGGACAUCGCCGCCGAGGCAGCCGCGCUGCGCCGGGAGCAGGAGGCUCGUCAGAGACAGCUGAUGCACGAGAGGCUGUUCGGCCAUAGUUCCAGCUCGGCCCUGUCGGCCAUCUUGAGGUCGCCUGCCUUUACCAGCCGCCUGGGGGGCAACCGAGGGGUACAGUACACCCGCCUUGCCGUGCAGAGAGGCGGGACCUUCCAAAUGGGAGGAGGGGCCAACCAGAGCAGACCGUCCAGUUCCAGUGUGGACUCUCUGCUGCGUCUGCGCGGUCGUCUGCUCCUGGACCACGAGGCAUUGUCCUGUCUCCUGGUCCUCCUCUUCGUAGACGAACCCAAACUCAACACCAGCCGUCUGCACCGCGUGCUCCGCAACCUGUGCUACCACUCCCAGACGCGUGGCUGGGUCAUCCGCAGUCUGCUCUCCAUCCUGCAGCGCAGCAGCGAGAGUGAGGUUUGUGUCGAGACCACCCGCCUGGAAGACGCCAGAGGCAAGAGGACUGCUGCCGGUCAGGGAGGUUACGGAGGGAGUAAAGGGUCUACGACUGCAGCAACCGCUUCCGCCUCCCUCUCUUCCUCCUCCUCUUCCUCCUCUCUGGAACUUCUCAACCGGGUGGAGUCUCGUAGCUCCUCCCAGCUCUCUUGGCUGUCCGUUUCCAUGGACGCGGCGCUAGGAUGCCGUACAAACAUUUUCCAAAUCCAGCGAGCGUCGGGACGGAAGCAUGCCGACCGGCACUCUGCGGGGGGGACGUCAGGAGGGUCCGGGGGGACCCUGGGAGGAGGGGUACAGGGGGGUGCGGCGGGGAUGACUUGUGCAGGUGGAGGAGGGUCGACCGUACACAUCCACCCCCAGGCCGCCCCUGUGGUCUGUCGACACGUACUGGAUACUCUUAUCCAACUGGCCAAGGUGUUCCCCAGUCACUUCACCCAGCAGCGCUGUAAGGACAUGCUCUCCUCCUCCACAUCUGAACUAGACUCCCGUCUGUGUGCUGCUGCCUCUAUCGUCACCGGAACAGCAGGAGGAGGCUCUAGAUCCACCCAGACCUCUUCCAACACCCCCUCCUCAGCCCAGAACUCCCUGGGCGGGGGCGCCUGUGGUGCGGCGAUCACCCCCCAGUCCCUUGGCAUCUCUACCGACUUCUGGGACCUGCUGGUGAAGCUGGACAACAUGAAUGUGUCGAGGAAAGGCAAGGCCUCCAUGAAGACUCUUCCCCUGGGGGCGGGAGGGGAGGCAGACGGGGCUCAGUACAGCCUGGAGGCUUCUCCGCUGGGCCAGCUGAUGAAUAUGCUGUCCCACCCAGUGAUACGACGCUCCUCCCUGCUAACCGAGAAGCUCCUGCGUCUCCUCUCCCUCAUCUCCAUCGCCCUGCCCGAUAAUAAGGCUACGGAAGUCCCUGCCGGACACCCGACACCGCAGACCACCACCGCCGGUGCAGCCGUCGCUCCUCCAGGCUCUGUCUCCGCCUCUGCUCAGGGGACCACUGUAGGGGUGGUCUCAGGCGUCGGGGUGGUGUCGGGGGCCUCGGUAGUGGCUGCAGCGCAGGGCUCGUCCUCAGGGACAGGCCAGACCUCUACAGCUAUAGUGUCUAUACCCACAACUACUGGAGCCAGCGCCACAGGGAAGCAUAGAGCAACCGUGCUCUGUGUUGAAAGUGACACCAAGCUGGCCUCCACUGGACUCACUGAGAAACAACUACAGCUCUCUGUCGAGGUGCUGACCAGUCACUCGUGUUCAGAGGAGGGUCUGGAGGAUGCAGCCAACAUCCUGCUCCAGCUGUCAAGAGGAGAUGGAACCACCAGAGACACUGUGCUCCGUCUGCUGCUGAGUGGGGCUAGACACCUGGGAUACACACUCUGCAAACAGAUUGGCACAUUAUUGGCUGAGCUGCGUGAGUACAACCUGGAGCAGCAGAGGAGAGCCCGGGCCGACGCCCAGUCACCUGACGCACCGGUCGAGGACACCUCCCUCUCUGCCAGGCUGAAGGCCGGCAAGCUCUCUAGCAGGUUCGACGGCUCGGAGAGCGUGGUGAUCGUGGCAGCCCAGAAGCGUACGCUGGGCGGGCGGGAGCUGCAGCUGCCCUGCAUGUCCUCCCUGACCUCCAAGACGUCCACCCAGAAGUUCUUCCUGCGGGUCCUGCAGGUCAUCAUCCAGCUCCGAGAGGACACACGCCGCGCCAACAAGAAGGCCAAGCAGACUGGACGACUAGGCUCCACCAGUCUGGGCUCUGCCAGCAGUAUCCAGGCGGCGGUACGUCAGCUUGAAGCCGAGGCUGAUGCCAUCAUCCAGAUGGUGAGAGAGGGGCAGCGGGCACGCCGCCUCCAGCAGGCACCCCCGCCUUCCGCCUCUGUCGCCGGAUCCUCCGUGGCUGCCUCCCAUGCACCCGCCGCUGCCCCCCCUGCCCCCAGCACGGCGAGCGCUGCAACGUCGGAGGUAGGGUCAGUGUCGGAGCCCCAGGCAGCCCAGAGGGAUGAGUCUCCCAUGGAUGUAGACCAGCCAUCCCCUCUGGAGCAGGACCUUGCACCCCUGGAUGAAGAAGGCAACGGCCAAUCUGAGACAGAGGAGCGUCUCCCAGACCUCCCCCUGCUAAGCGAGCAGCUUCUGUUAGACGAGCUGUGGGACAUGCUCGGGGAGUGCCUGAAGGAACUGGAGGAGUCACAUGAUCAGCACGCCGUUCUGGUUCUUCAGCCGGCGGUGGAGGCCUUCUUCCUGGUCCACGCCACAGAGAGGGAGAGCAAGCCCCCCGUCAGGGACACCAGGGAGAGCCAGUUGUCCCACAUCAAAGAUGAGCCUCCCCCCCUGUCCCCCGCGCCCCUCACCCCCGCCACCCCCUCUUCUCUGGACCCCUUCUUCUCCAGGGAACCCUCCUCCAUGCACAUUUCCUCCAACCUGCCUCCCGACACACAGAAGUUCCUCCGCUUUGCCGAGACUCACCGCACCGUGCUUAACCAGAUUCUGCGUCAGUCCACCACCCACCUGGCCGACGGACCCUUCGCUGUGCUGGUCGACUACAUCCGUAUCCUCGACUUUGACGUCAAGCGAAAGUACUUCCGUCAGGAGCUGGAGCGUCUGGACGAGGGUCUGAGGAAGGAGGACAUGGCUGUCCACGUCAGGAGGGACCACGUGUUUGAAGACUCUUACAGAGAGCUGCACCGCAAAAGCCCCGAGGACAUGAAGAACAGACUGUACAUAGUGUUUGAAGGGGAGGAGGGUCAGGAUGCCGGAGGUCUGCUGAGAGAGUGGUACAUGAUCAUCUCCAGGGAGAUGUUAAUGCCAUGUACGCCUGUUCGCACCUCGCCCGGCGACAGGGUCACCUACACCAUUAACCCCUCGUCCCACUGCAACCCAAACCCUAGCUACUUCAAGUUCGUAGGUCGCGUGGUGGCCAAGGCCGUCUACGACAGACUGCUGGAGUGCUACUUCAGCAGCUUCUACAGACACAUCCUGGGCAAGAGUGUAAGGUACACAGACAUGGAGAGUGAGGACUCCAUUCUUCCAGGCCUUGUCUACCUGCUGGAGAAUAAUGUCUCCACUCUGGGCUAUGAGCUGACGUUCAGCACUGAGGGAGUCCAGGAGUUUGGCGUGUGUGAGGUGCGGGACCUGAAGCCUAACGGAGGCAACAUCAUUGUCACCGAGGAGAACAAGAAGGAGUACGUCCUAGUCUGUCAGAUGAAGAUGACUGGUGCGAUCCGUAAGCAGCUGUCAGCCUAUCUGGAGGGUUUCUACGAGAUCAUUCCCAAGAGGCAUUCCAUCUUCACAGAGCAGGAGCUGGAGCUGCUCAUAUCUGGCCUGCCCACUAUAGAUUUAGACGACCUCAAGGCCAACACCGAGUACCACAAGUACCAGUCCAGCUCCAUACAGAUCCAGUGGUUCUGGCGGGGCCGUUCCUUCGACCAGGCGGACAGAGCCAAGUUCCUGCAGUUCGUGACGGGCACGUCCAAGUUUCCUCUGCAGGGCUUCGCAGCACUGGAGGGCAUGAACGGAAUACAGAAGUAGAUCCACCGUGACGACCGCUCCACCGACCGCCUACCGUCAGCUCACACCUGCUUUAACCAGCUGGACCUCCCAGCCUACGAGAGCUACGAGAAACUGAGACACAUGCUGCUGCUGGCCAUUCAGGAAUGCUCAGAGGGAUUCGGACUGGCUUAGACCUACCCACACUGAGACUCUUAACAUAUAAACACGAUUUACUUUGCCUACUCUGAAAGAUUGAAACUGAUGACACACAGACGCACCAUCAUUGACAUUACUGGGUGACUUGUUGGAAAAAUGGCCUCUAGACAUACAACUGGUUCCUAAUCCAUAUAAAGAAACAGACCGACCAGCAGCGUGGUAUGAUGGGCUGACUGACUGAUAUUACCUACUACACACAGAGCCUCAUGUCAAUAGACACACAGACCUGUACCUGGUAUGUGUGAAUCUCCCUCCCCUCCCACAUUAAAAAGGCAGAAACCUGAGAGGGAGUGAAUUCAGAGGAUAAAAACAUGGACUAAUAUAAAAUACAUUUUCUCUGUUUAGUUUGAUUUCUCUGUACAAAAGGUUUGGGAGUUUAUGUUUAAUCUUUUUGUUCUUCUCUGGCUGUGUAAAAAGGAGAAGGUUGUGUGUGUGUCUGAACAGGAUGGUUAUAAAACCUUUGGGGGAAAAUGUUGGUUGUUUCUUGUUUGCGAAUUUGUGACCUCAUAAGCCUUGAAGAUGGGGGAAAAUGUUUUUAUGGGGAAAGAAGGAGAAAAAAGUUUUGAAGAAAUGCACUUUUCAAAGUUGUGGCAUUUUUAAGGAAGGAUGGUCCAAAAAAAAAAAAUGAAGAGAACAAGUGAAGAAAGCAGAUGAUAAAGAAAUUAACCACAAAAUCUAGAGUAUUUUUGGCUAUUAAAUCGCUGACCCAGCCUUGAGCCUUUGAAUCAGUGAAAUAACUACAUGAAUAAAUGCAUAAAAUUGA